This is a messenger RNA of Babesia sp. Xinjiang, 600 nucleotides long. It is a transcript of the gene prpf38a, whose product is annotated as Pre-mRNA-splicing factor 38A. Gene Ontology annotation, cellular component: precatalytic spliceosome. The record is from RefSeq and is a predicted model, not a curated record. NCBI's taxonomy places the organism in Eukaryota, Apicomplexa, Aconoidasida, Piroplasmida, Babesiidae. The coding region runs from base 1 to 600 and encodes 199 amino acids. The transcript has 3 exons.
AUGGCGAAUCGCACGGAUCCUACGGCGCACUUGGUACACGGGACCAACCCCCAAUUCCUAUUCAGCAAGAUUAUGCGGGACAAGGUUUACAAUUGUAUGUACUGGAAGGAAAGUUGCUUCGGUUUAACCGCAGAGUCUAUCAUCGACAAGGCGGUAGAGCUAGAGUACGUCGGUGGUACCGUAGGCGGCAAUAGACAACCCACUCCAUUUAUCUGUCUCGUUCUUAAGUUGCUGCAAAUACAACCUGAUAUUGAUAUAAUCGAGGAAUACAUACGGAACGAAGACUUCAAAUAUCUCCGGGCUCUAGGGAUCUAUUACAUGCGCCUAGUUGGCAGCGCGGCAAAGGUUUAUGAAACGCUCGAACCUAUAUAUGCUGAUUAUCGAAAAUUACGUUUCAGGAAGAACGACGGGAGUUACGAACUUAAGUACAUGGACGAAUUUGUCGAUGACUGUCUUCGAUUAACGAGCUACCUGGAUGUCGAUCUACCACCACUAACUAAGCGUGCAGUAUUAGAAGAUACUCACGUACUGCAGCCACGGGCAUCGUUGCUAGAGGACGACACCACUUUGGUUGCGGAGCCCCGCGACACCGUUUCGUAA